Messenger RNA from Nilaparvata lugens (brown planthopper), 1348 nucleotides. RefSeq names its product cilia- and flagella-associated protein 58-like. The annotation marks the transcript as partial. The record is from RefSeq and is a predicted model, not a curated record. The transcript has 7 exons. Gene Ontology annotation, cellular component: cytoskeleton. NCBI's taxonomy places the organism in Eukaryota, Metazoa, Arthropoda, Insecta, Hemiptera, Delphacidae.
GUACUUUUCUGUAACACUUUUACACUUUUGUGCAAUUCUGAAUGAUUGAUUGAUUGAUAAUACAUGAGAUAUUACCCUGUGGGUUAUCAGCUAUGUUGAGUUGAAGUUCAGCAUUGGAAAUUCAGAAAUUGGGGAGUAAUAAUCUCAUAAUUUUCUGUUCGUAGACGAGCUGAAAGGUCUGUUCAAGCGAAUUGAGGUCUCAGAACAGAUCAGGCAGAGGUUUCAGACUGACAACGAGGAGCUAUGCAAGGAGAUACUCAAAUUACGCAGGCAAAUCAGGAAUUUGGAGAACGAGAUGGAGAGGGUGCAGGAAGGCGAGAAAGGUCUACUGAUCAAGCUGGAUGGAGUUGAGGAAAACUUAAGGAGCAAAAUCCUGGACAUUGCCGAUCUGAAGAAGCAGCUGAGUGAGACGGAAGCUGUCGUCAAGCAACAACAGGCUCUCUUCGAAACAGUGCGCACUGAAAAGAAUGCGAUCGCUAAAGAACUCUUCCAAUGCAAGGGAGAAAUAGAAGGACUACAUGAGAGAACAAAAUUGAUGACAAGUCAAAUAGAGCAGCUGAAAGGUGAUAUAGCUAACAAGGAAGAUCUUCUAACAAAAGAAGAAUUGGCGUUUAGGAAGGCACAGACAGAGAAAGAAUGCUUGAGAGCGGACGUACAGCGUUGGAGAGACGCAGUGAGAGAUAGCAAGAGAGCCGCCAACCUCCUGCAGGAAGAGGUCAAGGAUAUUAAGCACUCCAUGAAAGAGUGUGACUUUGAAAUAAAUCGACUCAACGUUGAGAAGAAACAUGUAAUGAAUGAGAAAAUCGCCAUCAGUAAACAGCUUUUGAAUGCCUCACAAGAAAACGACCUGCUCAAUGAAAAAGUGAAAAUAUUUCAAGCCACUAUUGAUAAAGGCAAAACCCUCUACGCCAAACGUCUUCACGAUAUUCGACUGUUGAAAUUCGAAAUAGAGCAGUUACGGAAAGAGAAAGGUAACUUGUCCAAGGCUCUGAACAACACCACAGACUUCCGUUCGGAGAUCUAUCACUUGGAGAGAGACCUUGCCAAAGAGAGACUCAAGUCUAAAGCACUAGAGGAGGAACUCCAAACACCUCUGAAUGUGCAUCGAUGGAGAAAGCUUGAGGGAUCCGACCCAAGCAAACUGGAGCUGAUACAGAAAAUUCACAUCCUCCAGAAACGUCUGGUGAAGGGCAUAUCAACCAUAGAGGAGCAGGAAAAGAAGUACGUAGAGGUAGAACAGAAGUACGAGGUGUUGAAGUUGAAAUUCUGUCGACAGCCGACUCCUCAGGCCUCUCAACAACUCUAUAAAGUCCAGCUCAUGUUGAGGAAGAAGAUACAAACUAUCAAG